Messenger RNA from Cetraspora pellucida, 336 nucleotides. Lineage: Eukaryota; Fungi; Glomeromycota; Glomeromycetes; Diversisporales; Gigasporaceae. The record is from the annotation of a GenBank genome assembly.
AAAAAUGAUGUUGAUACGACACAGAGAGCUAUACAAACUAAUUUUAAAGCUAAUUUUGGCUAUAUGUUAGUAAAAAUAUUAAAGUUUUUAUGUCAUGAAAUAGGUGUUUCUGAGGCAGACUUGAAGUUGAAUAAUCCUGGAAAAGAGAAAAUGAUAGACAUUGAUAAUAGUAUAAAGGAAGUAUAUGGGAAGGGCAAUAAGUCAAAUUUUGAGUUAGAUAAAGCUUUUGCAAAGGUUUUUAAUAAUGGGCUAGUAGUAACUAAGAAUGAGGAAGCAAAAGGGUAUAAUGACCAAUCUUCACUGCAUUUACCUUUUUUGGAUAAAGAAAACAUAUGA